AUGAACAACUUCUAUAUUUGCUGUUUCAGUGAAGCGCGAAAGUAUCUAGAAUUCUACAACUUAACAGUGUUCCCACGACGAGCGUUUGUUAUAUUCCUAGCGAAAGAUGGUGGUGACAUCCUUCGCCUUGACCAUCUGGAUGAGGUGAUUCGGUUUGACAGUUUGAUUACGGCAGCAUUGGCAGAUCGGACACCGUCGGAACAAGGAAGUUGUGAUCCGCUUUGCGACCUCAAUCGUCCGUUCCAUCUGAUAACGAAGGAGCUGCGUUCUAACAACUCGGGAACUGAUAACAAGCUAGGUUAUCCAGAAAGCUCGUUCCGCGGCACAACGGUGUUCAUUGGCAUGCAUUUUUUCGGAGCGAGCGUCGUGCCAGGUACUAAUAAGCUUCGGGCAAAAUCCAUUAUAUUAUGGUACUUUUCACGCGUAGACACUCCAGAGAGGAAACAGACAUACAAGGACACGACGUUGAAUUUGUUCCGUGUCAGUACUGAGGGCUCAUUCUCCAAUCUCAUCGAUUUCCAUAUAUUUGGUGAUGAAAUCGCCAACUCUGAAAUGGUGCGAGGCGCUCUUGAAAAAGUGAAAAAGAUUAGUCCCAUUGGAGGCGACAUUUCUGAUGUCAAUCGGCUUCAUAUUUCUGCUUGUCUUUGUGAUUGCCGUGAUCUGGAGGCAAACUACAUUACGCGUCACUCCAUUCUUAGGUUGGUGAAUUCACUCUAUGGCUGUACUAUGUUUUUUCUGUCAACGGUUUUGCGUCGUUUAGUGGCGAUCACUUUGAUCACUCCUUUCCUGGCCACCGUAGCGGCUUUCGGUUUGCUGUCAUGGAUGCAGUAUCCAAUCUAUUCGAUGCAGUGUGUCACUCCAUUCCUCGUUUUGGGAAUCGGUGUUGACGAUUCGUUUAUACUAAUCCAUCGCUGGAAGCAUCGUUCGGAUAUUCCAGAUCAUUCAUUACGACUUACUAAGAUGUCGCUGUUUUGUCUUUCAACGUCUGUGGCCUUGUUCAUCGACUACAUCGUUACAUACACUGUUCUGGCUCCAGUAGUUUACAUAUGCAGUGAUAUAGGUGGCUACCAGGUGGCUCUUUCCACAAAGCCAUCAAAAAGCGAUUUCCUAGGCAAGUGUAAUGUCGUUGAGUUGACUCUAAAGCGACGAAGACUGAUCCAACCCUUCAUGGAAUCAUUAGGCGCAAAUGGGAAGUGUUAA
Molecule: messenger RNA, 1200 nt
Organism: Angiostrongylus costaricensis
Lineage: Eukaryota; Metazoa; Nematoda; Chromadorea; Rhabditida; Metastrongylidae
Source: the annotation of a GenBank genome assembly